Molecule: messenger RNA, 1725 nt
Organism: Pyrus x bretschneideri (Chinese white pear)
Lineage: Eukaryota; Viridiplantae; Streptophyta; Magnoliopsida; Rosales; Rosaceae
Exons: 1
Coding region: 1-1476 (491 amino acids)
Molecular function (GO): glycosyltransferase activity
Source: RefSeq, a predicted model, not a curated record
AUGGCCUCCAACCACAAACCCAAGAAACUUAUGGUUUCCUCUUCCCAAUCAAAUCUUUGCACCACCCUCUUCUUCAUCGUCCUCUUCACCAUCCCCGCCCUUUUUCUCCUCCACACCACCACCACCACCUCUCUCUGUACCACUUCCUUUUCCACCCAUCCCAGCCCAAGCUGGUCCGGCAAUCUCCUUGCCGCUCAGUUCGCCUGGAACCGCCUUCCCUUAGUUCAAGACCGUUCUCGACCCACCGCCCUCAGAAUCGCCGUCUUCUCAAGAAAGUGGCCUAUUGGCACCAUCCCGGGGGGCAUGGAACGCCACGCUCACACUCUCCACACGACACUUUCCCUCCUCGGCCAUCAAGUCCAUGUGUUCACCUCCCCAGUCCUGCCCAAGGAGCUGAUCAAACUCGACAACCAACAAGGAAGUCCGAGCCCAUCAUCGCCCUACAUUCACUUCCACGAGGGCGAACCAGGGCGAUGGCAUUACAACAAGGCAUGGGAGCAGUUUUUGGAAGAAAACCAACGCGAACAAUUCGACGUGGUUCACUCCGAAAGCGUGGCGCUACCUCAUUGGCUAGCGCGAAACCUACCGAACCUUGCAGUGUCAUGGCAUGGGAUCGCCCUCGAAAGCUUACACUCGGACAUCUUCCAAGAUUUAACACGCAAGCCGAACGAGCCUAUCUCCCCAUCUUUCAACCAAAGCAUCCAAGGGGUUGUCCCAAAAGUGUUGAACGAGAUAAGAUUCUUCCAUAACUAUGCCCAUCAUGUUGCUAUAAGUGAUAGUUGUGGGGAGAUGCUAAGGGAUGUCUACCAAAUACCAGACAAAAGAGUGCAUGUGAUUGUCAACGGUGUUGACGAAGCGGACUUUGGUGUGGAUGAUAACCUAGGCCAAGAGUUUAGGUCUGCAAUUGGCAUACCGAAAAAUGCUAGUUUGGUAUUGGGAGUGGCCGGAAGAUUAGUGAAAGACAAAGGCCAUCCUAUACUAUACGAAGCAUUCUCAAAGCUUAUAGAUAAGAACCCUAACGUGUAUUUGAUCGUAGCCGGUUCAGGACCAUGGGAGGGAAGGUACAAGGAUUUGGGGCCUCAAGUGCUAGUUCUUGGAUCUAUGAGUCCGUCUAAAUUACAUGCAUUUUAUAACGGCAUCGACAUUUUUGUGAAUCCAACGCUUAGACCGCAGGGCCUCGAUCUUACUCUAAUGGAGGCAAUGAUGAGUGGGAAGCCGGUGAUGGCGUCGAGGUUUCCGAGCAUAAAAGGUACUAUUGUUGUGGAUGAUGAGUUUGGCUUCAUGUUUUCUCCGAACGUCGAAUCUUUGUUCGAGGCUUUGGAGUUGGCUGUGAGUGAAGGGCCAAAGAGGGCAGCCCAAAGGGGAAGGGCUUGCCGGGAAUAUGCUAAUUCUAUGUUUACGGCAAGAAAGAUGGCAUUAGCAUACGAGAGGUUGUUUCUUUGUAUAAAAAAUGAAAAAUUUUGUGCUUACCCUUGAUUAAUUAGACUAUAGAUUUCUUUUUUUUUUUAAAUACGUAUAUUCUUAUUACAAAUUAAAUUUUCAUAGGAACUUUGUAUUGUUUUUACAUGGUAUAUUAAAGAUUUGAUCAGCUUCUUAAUUGUUUUUAUAUACAUGGAGCUAUUACUGACUUUCUCAAAUCAUCAUUUGCCCUUUCUUUUUACUAAGUAGAGGAGAAGGUUUGAAUUUAAAACGUAAUGAGUUAGAGAGGAAGACUCCAUGUACCAU